Molecule: messenger RNA, 766 nt
Organism: Caenorhabditis elegans
Lineage: Eukaryota; Metazoa; Nematoda; Chromadorea; Rhabditida; Rhabditidae
Gene: grd-4
Product: Ground-like domain-containing protein
Exons: 3
Coding region: 118-627 (169 amino acids)
Source: RefSeq, marked reviewed
UAAGAAUCGGUACAUUACUUGUUUUUCCAAAUAACAAACUCUUAUCGAGCAAUACAACGAAGUCAUCUAAAGUGUUCAGUAUAAAAUGUAAGACUGUAUGGUGUGUAUUCAGCAGCGAUGAAGUUAAUUCUCCUUCUCAUUGGAUUCGCAGCUGUAGCUGUUCAAGGCCAAGACGACAACUGUCCUUCUAUGAAAUCUCGUAAACAUGCGAAAUCUGGAGAUCUUUAUUGCUGCGAUAGCACAAUCAAAACUGUUAUCAAAAGAGGAAUAAGAACGUUGAGCUAUUUUGGUGAUGACGGGCCACAAACUCUUGGACCAAUUGUUCAAGGUCUGAGCACUUAUGUUCAGAGACAUUAUGGAGUGGCGUACGAAAUUGUCCUGGCUCCGAAAGGAUUUAUUUUGAACAGCAAUUACAAUGGAAGCAGUGUCUGCAAAUUUGAAACUAACAGCUACACUAUGGCUGUUUACGAGACCCCAGAACACUACGAUGUUAACGGUCCAGGAGAGGCCUACUAUUACCACUUUGCUGCAAACGACAAACUUCGUAUUCCAUCCGUUUCUUCGCACCUCAAAAAAUUUUCCGGACUUGUUAACACUGUCACCGAACGAGAUGUUUUGAGAAACUAAAUUUGUGUUAAAAUGUGCCCUGUGUGAAUAUAAUUUUCCCUGUGUGUUUUUGAGAGGAUAAAAAGAAACAAUACGGGGAUCGUCGUCAUUUCAUUUUGUGCUGAACCAGAUUAUCCAUAAAGAAUUGUAAAAAUGUAAA